AUGGACUCCGUUUCCGUCCUCCGCAUCGUGCACUUCAUUUUAAUGGUUCUCGCCAUCGCCGGCCUGUGCUUGACGAGCUCGAUUUUCGACUUUAUCGUCUCCAACCGAAUGUAUUACACGCUGCCGGAAAAGCGCGUGCUGAUCGACGAGAGCCUGUGGUGGGUGUACUGUAUCACGGCCACGCAGCUGCUGAUCGUCUCCUUUUGUUCGCUAUUCUUCUCGCAGGCCUCGCAGCCCCUCAUCGACACCGCCAGGAAAUAUGAAUGCUUGCUCGGGUUUUUGCACGGCCUCUCCCUGCUUGGAACAUGUCUUGGCGGAGCUGUCUGCUGCUUCAAGUCCCUGCAAACGGCUUUUGAGAUCCACCCAUUUGCCUACAACGCGACGCCGGAACAGUUUGAAAAGGCAUCCCAUUGGUACUACGUCAGGAUGGUGGCUGCUACGUUCGUUUUCGGCAUCUCGGCCCUGGCGUGUCUCUGCGAGUUCCUGUUCCUCCACUGCGGGUUGAGGCUGAGACAGCGGAGUUUUGACAAGCUCAUCCCCUCCCCAAAUCAGCCGGCCCACCAGCCAGGAAUUAUUUAUUUCUCG
This is a messenger RNA of Mesorhabditis spiculigera, 585 nucleotides long. NCBI's taxonomy places the organism in Eukaryota, Metazoa, Nematoda, Chromadorea, Rhabditida, Rhabditidae. The record is from the annotation of a GenBank genome assembly.